AUGUUAUUAACUUCCGCCGUUGCGGACUCAGGCGAUGACAUUGCGGCUGCACAGACGGCCAUAUCUUCCGCGUCCGCCAUACUUUCUGCCACACCUCCGUCCGGACCUGCUGCGACGGCGGCUGCGGCUGCGGUUGCUGCAGCAGCAGCGCUUCCUCCUGCCGCUGCGUCUCUCACGACGUCCACCAGCGAUAGUGCAUUUGCUGCUGCAGUUGCGGCUGCGGCAGCUGCAGUCGAGGCAGCUCAGGACUCCAUCUCCUCUAUCCUGUCUCUGGGAACACUUCCUGACUCCGUGUCUCAGGUUGUCAAUCAUUUGACGUCCGCGAGUUCAUCCAUCAGCAGCGCUCUGACAAACACGCAGAACGUUAUCAACCCCCAGACGCCGAUCCCACCCAACAUCGAUCCAGCGAAGAACCCGAAUUACAACGCAGGUCCCCCGCCUGGCAUUCCCGCUGCCGCCUGUUUUGGUGCAGGCUCGAACGGUUUCCUCAAGCUCGGAGACACCUACGUGUCCACCAAUACCGACGGCACUCUCGGCGGCGCUACUCUUGUCGACGCAGGUUCCGACGCGUUCUUCGGGCUGCGCGCACCUGCCGAUAUCCCCUUCAUAUCCGUCACAGGAUGUUCUGGGGUUUACGGUUGGGGAAGCGGAUCAAUAGGACCAGACUUCCAAGUGGACUGCUCGACUAACGAGCUCGGGAGCUACUGGAACGGCGCGAAGCAGACGUGCUAUUAUUUCACCACCCCUGGCCCCACCGCUGGGCUGUCCGAAUUCUUCAUCGUAUGCGGUGAUAACCUUGGUAACAUCUACUCCUGCCUGCAGGGCUCGGGGAUGUACGAGACGCUGAACCCCGCGUUCGUCUCGUGGGCUACUACUGGGCCAUCCUAG
This is a messenger RNA of Dichomitus squalens LYAD-421 SS1, 888 nucleotides long. RefSeq lists its product as uncharacterized. Bases 1 to 888 code for a protein of 295 amino acids. NCBI's taxonomy places the organism in Eukaryota, Fungi, Basidiomycota, Agaricomycetes, Polyporales, Polyporaceae. The transcript is spliced from 4 exons. The record is from RefSeq and is a predicted model, not a curated record.